Messenger RNA from Ruditapes philippinarum (Manila clam), 4262 nucleotides. Its product is annotated as Golgi apparatus protein 1-like. Lineage: Eukaryota; Metazoa; Mollusca; Bivalvia; Venerida; Veneridae. Gene Ontology annotation, molecular function: fibroblast growth factor binding. The transcript is spliced from 26 exons. Gene Ontology annotation, cellular component: Golgi membrane. The record is from RefSeq and is a predicted model, not a curated record. The coding region runs from base 45 to 3692 and encodes 1215 amino acids.
UUGAGUGACAUAGCGCAUUAAUAUUUUGUUUUCAGUCGUCCAAGAUGGUGGCUGGCAUUCGACGUGUCAAAGAAAUUAAACAUCCGGAAAUGGUUUUCUCACAUUUUAUAUUGUUUUAUAGCAUAUUCUUUUGUGCAGUGUGUAAGGUAAAUACCGCAAAUUUACCUCCUUACGAAGUUAAGAACAAUGCUGGUAAUGUUCCAAAUCCACAAAUUCAGAAUGUCAACAUGCAGGCUCAACAAAAUCUAGCCGGUGCAGCUGGAGGCGGUGCAAACCUUAAUAACAUACCAAUCCAUCAGGAUAUUAAGAAACCCUUUGGCAUGGGUAAUAAUAUGAAUCUUGGACAACAACAUGACAAUCAGCCCAAUAUGGUACUAGGUGGGCAAGCUGGCCAGCAAAGACCCAUUGGUGCACGUAAAAACAUCAUGUUGUCAACACACCCUGAUUGCCAAGAAGAUGUAGAAGCGCUGUGCAAUACUGACAAUUUAAGAAAGAACAACUUUGCAGUUUUGGAUUGUUUGCAAGCUGAUAUUGAUAUCCAGUCAAAGGUGUCAGAAAAGUGCCAGAAUCUUAUUUAUCACUACAAGAAGAAUCUUACCAAGGAUGAUAGAUUUGAGUCUGGAGCGAGUGAAGUGUGUCGGACUGUAUUUGAGCAAUAUCCUGAAUGCAGAGAUCUUCCAUCAGGUAAGGGUAUACGAAUUCCAUGCUUGAUUGAACAGAUGGACAACAUUACAGACAGAAAUUGCCGCAAGUUUCUCUCUAAGAUGGCGAAUAUCGUGUUUGGCGAUUAUCAACUGGUCUGGCACUUCCACGAGAACUGUGCGGUGGAUAUUGAAAAAAAUAAGUGCGGUAGACUUGACGAUGGUGAUGCUAAUAAACCUCACAUGCAAGGGAAGACAAUUCUUUGCUUAUCAAAGAAAUUACGGAGUUUAGAUGACAAGUGUAAGAAGCAGGUUCUGCGUGUGGCCGAGCUCCAGUCAGAUGAUUAUCACCUUGAUAGACCAUUGUACUACGCUUGCCGUGAAGCCAGGGAAACGUUUUGUGACAUGGUUCAUGCCGGUGGUGGAAAGGUGUUUGAUUGUCUGUUCAAACAUAAGAAUGAUCCUAGCAUGCCAGAUGAGUGCAAAGAAUUGAUAACUGUUAGGCAGCAGCUUAUAGCAGAGGAUGUACGAGUUAAGAAAUCUUUCUUUGAGGCGUGCAGACUUGAUAUCAAACAGAAUCAUUGUCUACGAACAGUGCCCUCUGGUGAUGAAAAUACGGAGCGUUCUCAUGUAUUACUUUGUCUCGAAAGUGCACUUAAAUCUGAUAGAAAAUUAUCGGGUCAGUGUGUUGCGGAGAUGACUCAACUGAGGAGAUCUUUGAUGGAAGAUUACCAGAUUACACCUGAAAUUGUCACAAGAUGUGAAUUGGAGAUAAACAAGUUUUGUAACCGCGGUAAAGACCGUGAAGGUAAAACAUUACACUGUUUGAUGGAACAUGCCAACGCUAGAGAGAGACAGAGACUGAAAGGGAACAAUCAAGCAGAUACACCUGAAUUUAGUACUCAGUGUAGAGCUGCGCUUGAAAAUUUGAUGAAAGAGGCAGAUAUUGGCUCCGACUUCACUGUGGAUAAAGUACUGGCAGAAGCUUGUGCUGAAGUGCUACAAAAUGACUGUAAAGAUGCUGGAAAAGAAGGGGCUGUUAAUUGUUUAAUGGAGAAGGUGGACUCUGAUCACAUGACAGACGAGUGUGAAGACAGACUUCUGGAGAUACAGUACUUUAUUGUCAGAGAUUUCAGGUUAGACGCAGAUUUGUACAAGGCUUGCCAUAGAGAUGCCGUAGCCCAUUGUAACGCGCCAGAAGAAUGGAACACUAAAGACCCCACAGUAGAUUUAUCACCAAUGGUUUUCCCAUGUUUAUAUAGGCAUAUGAAAGAUGAGGAUAUUAAAAUGAGUAAAAAAUGUGUGCAUGAGAUACAUCGUGUAAUGAGAAGACGGGCUAAGAGAAUUGAUUUGGAGCCAGAAAUAGAGCAGGCGUGUCUUAAAGAUCUUGGGGCGUAUUGUUCUGACCUGGAACAUUAUGGCAAAGGAAAAGAGAUGGAAUGCCUUCAAGACAAUUUGGAUUCUCUGGAUGAUGAGGAGUGUGUCAAGAUGGUACGUGAGUUUACAGAAGAUCAGGAUGAAGACCUUGACCUUGACACGGUGCUUAUGCGAGCAUGUACGCCAAUGAUAAAAAAAUUCUGCGAGGAGCUUUUGAAACAUGAUGCCCAAGCUGGGGAUGUUAUGGACUGCCUUGUUGAAAACAAAAACCACCAUGAAAUGAAUUCCAAAUGUAAAGCUGGAAUAGAACAUCAUCAAGUGAUACAACUGAAGGACUAUAGAUUCUCACACAAGUUUAAGGAGGCCUGUAAGCGCGAUGUAGAGGAUAACUGUAAAGACAAACAUAAAAAAACAGAGAUUGUAUCGUGUCUGAGUGAGCUUGUAAGGGAUGCUACGCUGAAAGAGGAUAAACAUGUAAUUUCUGACGCUUGUAGAAAUCAGCUUAGAGUGGAAGUUCUCUCAAGGAGUGAGACUAUAGAACUAGAUCCAGAGUUGAAACUAAUGUGUCAGCCAUCUAUAAAUAAAUAUUGUCAGGGAAAGCAUGCUGGGAAUUCUGAGGUAAUUGAGUGUUUGAAGAGACAUGCAAAGGAUUUAACUAAAGAUUGUCAUCAGAAGAUCUUCCAAAGAGAGAUUGAUGAAGCUGUGCAAGGAGCAGAUUAUCUUUUGUUCAGGGAAUGUAAACAAAUGAUAAUGACAUAUUGUAAGCACAAGGACCAUGGUGAUGUAUUUGAAUGUUUGAAGAAUAGUAUGAACAGUGAUGGUUUUGAUUCUAAAUGUAGAGGAGUUGUUCUCAGAAGAGCUAUGCAACAAACAAAAGAUUACAGACUAAAUUUAAACCUGGCGAAGUCUUGUCGACUGGAUAUACCCAAGUUCUGUAAGGAUGUUGUUGCCGAGGCUAAAAGAGAGGAGUCAAAUCUUGAAUAUGAAGGAAGGGUUAUAAAUUGUCUCAAAAUACAUUUUAUCAAAAAGGAGCUUUCAAAAGAAUGUCAUAUAGAGAUUAAGUCAUUGAUUAAAGACACAAAACUUGAUAUAAACAUGGAUCCUGUACUUAUGCAUGCUUGUGAAUCACAGAUAAGAGCAUACUGUCAUCAAGAGAUAGGUGACAUGGAGGCAAACCAAUUAAAGUUCUCUCCACAUGAUACUGGAGAUAAAGUACAGAUCUGCUUACAAGAGAAAUACAAGGAAGGAAAAGUUUCACAAACAUCUGUCUGUGGAAGGGAGAUAGCUAGAACAAUUGAGGAGGCUCAUGUUGACAUUAAUAUAGAUCCUCAGUUACAUGUGGCUUGUCAGCAAGAUCUAAUGAGAUGGUGUCAUGACAUUGACUCUGGAGAGGGAAAAAAAAUGUCUUGUCUGCUCACUGUAUUAGAGGAUUAUCCAGAUAAGAUGAAAGCCAAGUGUAGUACACUUCUAGCACAGCGCAGAACUCUCUGGGAAUAUGCAGCAAAGUAUGCUCCGGCAGAGUCCCUAAGUGACUUGAGUCAACAAGUGCUCUCAUCUCCAGCGAAAAACUAUUUGAUGGGUGUUUUAAUGACAAUCAUAGGAAUUAUAUUUAUAGUUGGAAUUACAUGUGGUAGAGUGACUAAACGUGUUACUAGGGAACAGAAAACUAAAUAAUUCUGAUACAGCUUCUAUUUAUACUAGAGUGAAUGAUGAACAUUUGUGACUAAACUACUGCAGAGAUAUAAAAAUGGAAUGAAAGUGCUAUUAAAUUUUAUAUAAACUUACAGCUAAUGUGUUAACUUUUGAUAAUUGAGGUGAUAAUUUUAUAACUAUUCUUACAAUGUCGUCAUCAUUCAUAAAGAAUUAGAAUUUAGUUUUUGCAGAAAUAAUAUUUCAGAUUUUGAAGAAGAAAUAAAAAGGCACUGAUACAUUAAAUGAAUGAAUCUAGGUUAAUUAUUAUACUUACAAAGUUAUCAUUUAAACAUUUUCUCUGUGGGUGGGAACUAUUAUCAACCAUACAACCAGUACAGCCCAUUUGUGCUGCCUGAUCAUGGUCUGCACUUUUGGCUAUACAGUCAGUGCUUUAUUUUGAAAAUUAUACUAAAUAUGAUGAAUGGUUUUGUCCUGAUUAAAAGAUGGAUUAGUCUAUUUAGCAUGGUAAGGGUUACCCGAGCAUAGAACCUUUUAUCACAAUACAUUCAACUCCUUAUAUAUGGCAGAAAUAUUAUAAUAAUUUAAUUAAGC